UGACUACUAUAUGAAAAAGAGAAGGAGAAGGAAGAAGGAGAAAGAGCAAGAAGAGAAGGUGUUGUGGUACUAUGGGACAAUAAACUAUAGUGUUUAUUGGAUCCCUGAGAUAUUCGAUGGUACCCUAUUUGCUGAUGUAGACUUUCUCUCUUUAUAUUCCUGCUGACGAUAUAUAUGACCUACUCUAUUCGAAACGUUUUGAAAUGCUGCUGCGUUAUGAAACUGCUUAUUUUGAUGUCUUUUUACAGCCGGUCACCAGGCCCGCGACUGCGAGUCUGCUGGCACUCCUCUUUGCUAUAACUGCGGUCAGAGCGGCCACAUUUCUCGCGACUGCAGUGGUGAACGCAAGGAGAGGGCUUGCUACAAGUGCAACGAGGUUGGACACAUCUCACGUGACUGCCCCUCUACCUCCUCUAAUGAUAAUGGUCCUGAGUGCUACAAGUGCGGCAAGUCUGGCCACAUCUCUCGCAACUGCCCUUCCGAAGGUGGUUUCCAGAGCUCCAGCCGUAGCAACAACUACAACUCUAACCAGAGUAAGACUUGCUUCACCUGCGGCGGCUACGGCCACAUGUCCCGUGACUGCACUCAAGGCGCCAAGUGCUACAACUGCGGUAACUCUGGCCACAUUUCUCGCGAAUGUCCUGAGGAGCGCAAGGAGAAGGCCUGUUACAAAUGUGGCGAGACUGGCCAUAUCUCGCGCGACUGCCCCCAGCAGGCUUAAAUUCUCGCCUGAUUUCUUCAUGCCCUACUUGCUAGGCCUCCCAAGUGUUGCGAGUUGGAAGAAAGUACUAUGAAUAUGAUCAUUUGGUUUUAAAUAAAUACUCAUCCUUGAGCAUAUUGCUUUUUGAAUAUUA
Molecule: messenger RNA, 854 nt
Organism: Lobosporangium transversale
Lineage: Eukaryota; Fungi; Mortierellomycota; Mortierellomycetes; Mortierellales; Mortierellaceae
Exons: 3
Coding region: 204-794 (196 amino acids)
Source: RefSeq, a predicted model, not a curated record